AUGCCCGCAAAAGCUGAGAAACUAGCAGAGGAGACCAGCGCCGUCCAGGACAUCGUGCCGACGGGAGAUCAGGGCGGGGGCCGUAAAACAGUGCAGCCGCAGGUUGCCGAUGCCAAUCCCAAAGAAUAG
Peronospora matthiolae is the source of this 129-nucleotide messenger RNA. The record is from the annotation of a GenBank genome assembly. Lineage: Eukaryota; Oomycota; Peronosporomycetes; Peronosporales; Peronosporaceae.